Molecule: messenger RNA, 241 nt
Organism: Funneliformis geosporum
Lineage: Eukaryota; Fungi; Glomeromycota; Glomeromycetes; Glomerales; Glomeraceae
Source: the annotation of a GenBank genome assembly
CUUGGCCUCUCUUACAAAGAAUUUGGGUGAUAACCACCCAAUUACGACUAAGUAUUUUAAGAAGCAAGGCUAUUCUUCAGAACAGAUUUCCUUAGCAUAUCACAAAGGAAUCUUUCCUCAUGAAUUCAUAGACUCCCAUAAUCGAUUUAAGGAAACAGAAUUACCUCUGAUUAAUGAGUUUCAUAGUGUCCUUAGAGGAAAGAUUUCACAAGAGGAUUAUAAUCAUGCCCAAAAUGUAUAG